AUGCCAGAAAACCAACCUGCCCCUUCGAUCCGGUCGUUCCGUUCCGAUCGAGGUCCUCGGACGUCGAGCUCGGCGACUCGCGACCGAACCUCGUUCGCCUCGGCCUACCAUUUCGGCUCGGGCUCUGGACCUUCUACCUCGACCUCGGCCUACCCCUCGUUCAUGCCCUCCCCCAACGAAUCAGUAACGCAAGACCUCUCCCCUCGAAUGACGACCUUAUCCCGAGGUAUCUUCACCCGACCCAAAUCGUCAUCAGGGGCAUCGUUGCGUGCUUCCGAUAGCAACAGCGGUCACGGCACCUUCGAGACUGCCGACCAGGGGUUUUCGAAUCUUGGAGCCAGCACCAGCAGCCCCGGCUCUGAAUCGCCGCGCGCUUCGGUCAUCGCGCCGCGCCCUGACGCCUAUCUAUCGUCUUCGACCAAUGCCAGGUUAACACUAAAACGUGCACCAGCUUCGUACCAUGGUCAUUCGAACGUGGAUCGAUUCGAUCACGACGAUGCACCUUCCUCAUCGGCCGCAUCGUGCGCCGAGCGGUCAUACGAGCGCGAGACGACUUUUCUCAAGUACAAGGAGACUAAUCGACCGAUCCCUACCUUCGAACGAACCUACGCCUGCGUUCAGCGAGAAAGCUCUACACCCGUCUCCGUACCCGACUUGGACCCUUCAUCGCACCUCCGACGCCCCGCGAUCCAACCGCACCAAAAGCACCCCUCGAUCGAUUCGGGCUAUGGGGGAAGUCAUGACUCGUACUGCAGUAGUACGAGCCCGAACGAAGUGCCCGCCACUAUCUUAAUCAAACAUGACAGUUGGUCCCCACCUCUUGCACGCCAUUCACCCCAGCUUCAAGCCAAGGAAAAGGAGCUGCCGAGUGAGUGUGAUGCAGGUUUUUCGGUUUGUCGCCUUCAGUUGCUCAUCCACCACCGUUCCUGCUUUGCAGUUCCCGUCGAUUACGACGAACAACCGUUACCACCCCUUCCUCGAGGACCGAACUUCGUAGCCGAUUCAGGUCUCUGGAACCGUCUGACCACGAAUUUCAAAUCGACCGUUAUGCACGCCACGACCGUAUCCAAAGACUCCCUCAAACCUUCUAAUUACGGCUCCGACCCCAUCGAAGAAAAUUCGACUCCCGACGCGCAAGGUGAAAGUCGUCUUUCGAGAGUGAUCAGGGACUAUCACCUCAAUCGAGCCGAGACGAUCGAGGACGUUCCCGAGUGGUUGAUUGAUGAGGAGGAGAUGAGGAGGAGAUGAGGAGGAGGCAAGGAUGUAGGAGGUAUUCCGUUCAACCUCCUCAGGUCGGGGAGAAACAGUUCGUACCUCAGAGGUCCGAGCAAUUGGUGCUUCAAGUUCCUCCAAAGGAUUUACCGAGGCCGGCACCUUACUCGAGGUCGACGUCGGACCGUUCGGAUCGCUCGGAGGAGUACGGCUCGACUCUGUCGAAUGGGAGGUAUAGGGGCAGCGGUGGCGGCGGUGGCACGCCUUCGAGUCGUUCGAUCGAAAAGUUGCUCAAGAUGAGAGCCGAGGAGAGGCUCAACGCUCGCGCGGUGGUGGUCUGA
This is a messenger RNA of Microbotryum saponariae, 1553 nucleotides long. The record is from the annotation of a GenBank genome assembly. Lineage: Eukaryota; Fungi; Basidiomycota; Microbotryomycetes; Microbotryales; Microbotryaceae.